AUGCCACGAACAAAGACGCGUGAACCACGUGUGAGACGUUCCUGCGAGCGCUGUCGUCAGAAAAAGAUCAAAUGUCCUGCUGAAAAGCCGGGCUGUUCGCAUUGUCGUAUUGCGAAUGAGAUUUGUACUUAUCUUCCUCGCAACCAUGUCAACAACAGCCACCCAAGACCCAUUUUCAGACCCCUCAAAGCGCAACAGAAUGGUAUCUCACCAAGUACAUCGGCUGAAUCUUAUAGUCGCGAACCUGAAUCUUUGACGAAAAGAGGCAAUGGCCAAGAUGUCAAUGGCUGGCAUAGUCGAGCCGGCUCAUCAAAUAGCAUUCACCAGCAGCUACCUCCGAUAACAGCCAUGCUGUCUGAUUCUCCAUCAUGGUCACCGGCAAAUCCAGAACCGCCAGUAGAUCUGCUUAGUGAUUUCGUAGGCGCUUACCGUGAAAAGCUCUAUUUUCAACCACUUCCACUCUUCGAUCCACGACGUCUCCAGUUGAAGAUUGGCACAUUACCGCAUUACCUCCGAUGGAGUUUCCUGGCCCUCACCCUUAAUUUUACGAGUCAUAACUUCUACUAUGGUCUUGAGGCAAAGGCGAUUGAGUACUACACUACUUCCGCGCGGAGCAUAGUCGUUGAUAUGGCAGCUGAGGGACUUGCGCAGCUUGAGGUGAUGCAAACUCUGUGUCUGCUCGCUCUUUGUGAUCACAUCGCCGGAAAGACAUCUCGGGCCUGGAUGAUGGUUGGAAUGGCAGCAAAACUCGAAGCUCUUCGACUAUCCCACUCAAAGACUGAUGCCAACUCUCGGCACCCCGACGACGCAAUCUCAAGGUGUCAUUGGAGUAUUGCAAUCCUGGAGAGUACCUUCAUUCCCAAUUGUAACACCCUGUCCGACAUAACAGGCGCCCCAGCGUAUCCUAAAAGCGUGUCGCGUCCAACGCCACUGCAUUCUUCCCAUGGUAUGAAGAGUUACUGCGCCGACUUGACUGACGCGUACGAGGGGAAUAUUCAAGACGUCGGGGUUAACGCGACAUGCCUCGGGUACGUCUCAGUUUGGGGGAGCAUAAUAUCUUAUCUGAGAGAUAUCCGAAACGGAGCCAACGAGUAUCCAUGGUUAGCAACUUCGAAACAUAGUCAACUCACUGUCAAGUUGUACGAGCUUGAGAACAUCACAUCGCACAGACAUCUCAUCCGCAACGCGCCUUUCCCCGAUCAACCGUCGGAAGAUUUGAGUGAGCAUCGAGAAUACUGGGCACCGUGGGUAUCGUUCCAAAUAAUGAUGCACGCGACCCAAGCCGUUCUUAACAAUCCCUUCGUUCAACUCGUCGCUCUCCGGAGAGCUGGUCGCAAUUUCCAACCACGAUCUUUCCUACAAAACACAGUUGAUCAAGCGCUGUUCCACGCAGAAUGGGUUUCCCGACUGGUUCAAAUGUGCGCAGAUCGGCAGUUCGAAGUCAACGACCCUUUGAUCGGACAAGCUGUUGCUGGCUGCGUAUCAAUAUUAUGGAUCUUCCAAUUCGCCAGGGAUCGGAAAGUGUCAGAGAAGGCAAAGGAGAAUUUGAUAACUUGCGAGACAUUCUUAGGACACUUGGCAAGGAAGUGGCCUCAUAUCGCCGAAAAGCUCGAAAUUCUACGAACCCUCAACGUCAAAGUAGCAAAGCAGCAACAAACACCCCAAGAGGACGAAUCGACCAGCGCAACUAUAAAGUUCGAACCUGACAUGAUGUGGGAACUUCUUGAUCCUGCCAUGUCGGGCGUUGAUUGGGCCAACUUGUGUAGUGCGGCAAAGGAGAAAGGCUCUCACGCGACAACGAGUGCUACAAUACGAGUUGCCACAAAGUUUGUGCAUCCCAUCAACAACGAAGUCGAGAGCGCGCCGGUGCCAGACCCUGAGCAUAACUUGUUUGAUUUGGAAGAUAUUUAUGGCGAGCCAUUUUUGGAUCAGUUCUUUUCGGAUUCUUUGCUAGUCAACAUUUCGUAG
Molecule: messenger RNA, 1968 nt
Organism: Fusarium venenatum
Lineage: Eukaryota; Fungi; Ascomycota; Sordariomycetes; Hypocreales; Nectriaceae
Biological process (GO): regulation of DNA-templated transcription
Cellular component (GO): nucleus
Molecular function (GO): zinc ion binding; DNA-binding transcription factor activity, RNA polymerase II-specific
Source: RefSeq, a predicted model, not a curated record